Molecule: messenger RNA, 511 nt
Organism: Acaulospora colombiana
Lineage: Eukaryota; Fungi; Glomeromycota; Glomeromycetes; Diversisporales; Acaulosporaceae
Source: the annotation of a GenBank genome assembly
AUGCCGAAUGCCGAAACCAGAAACGAACCCCCCACCAUCGUUGAACCGUCAACCUCAACACCUAAACGCGCUAGGGAAGAACCUACCUCCGUCGAAAAAUCCUCUAGCAAAAAAGCUAAGAAGUCUAGCGAAAAGAAGGAUGAAGUUUCUCCUAUGUUAAAAAAACUUAUCCGAGAACUGAAAACCAAAUCAUCUGAAGUAUCUCCAACUAUAGAAAGUGAUAAUACUCAAAAGGGGAAUACUACAAAUUUUCCGUAUUUAUAUUCCAAACUCAUUAAUGCAGAAGCUCGAAAUGAAAGCACAAAUCGUGAAGUUAUUCAAAGCUAUUAUAUAUUCGGACAAGCAUAUGAGGAGCGCUUCGAGCAUUACAGAAAAUCGAAUCGAGAACACAAAGCUCAGCGUCUACUUAAUGAAGAGAUUAGAAAGCAGUUUACUGGUAAUAUUACUGAUACUAAUUUUUGGAAGAAGAUAGAAAAAGCUCGAAAGAUAUAUGAUCUCUUCUCUAGCAUUG